CCCUUAGUGUCCCGAGGCGCUCCGGCCAGUGUCCCGGAUGGAGUCCCCUCGGCCGCGCGCGCCUCCGCCCUGCUCCCGGUCCGCGGACCCUGUCUACCGCCUGGCGGGCUCCUUGGGCUCGGAGCUGCAGCGCCUCUCAGCCCUGGUGGGCCCCGACGCCGUGGCCGGAUUGGUCGCCCAAGUGGUCCGCCUCCUCGAACUACUCGAGGCCUGGGCGCGGGAAAAGCCAGGCCUCAGGGCCGCCCUCGCGGAGCAGCAGUGCCAGGCGGAGGAGGAGAAAGAGGAGGAGGAGGCCCCUUGUCCGGAGGAGAACACCCAGCUCCAGGCCCAGCAGCGCCGGGACAGCCCCCCAGGCGGAGAGAGCGCCCUGCGGAAGGAGCGGGAGGUGAUGCUGCGGCUGAAGGAGGUGGUGGACCGCCAGCGGGACGAGAUCCGGGCCCAGGCUCACGAGAUCCACUGCAAAGCCAGGGACACCGAGGCACUGCAGGAGCAACUGGAGCGCUUCCUGGCCAUGAACCAGGAGCUGCACCGGAAGCUGGCGGUGGCCCAGGCCCAGCUGCGGAGCGCCCUGGAGCGGAAGCAGGACCUGGAGGGGGAGCUGCGCCAGGCACAGGAGCUCCCCAGCGCCCACCAGGCCCCACAGCCACCGGCAGCCCAGGCGGAGGAGAGCGCGGCCUCGCCUGGGGCUCCGGGCCGUGCCGGGAACACGUUCUCCCGGGAGGAGCUGCGCCAGAUCCUGGAGGAGCGCAAUGAGCUCAAGACCAGCCUCUUCUUGGUCCAGGAGGAGCUGGCCUACUACCAGCGGGAGCUCCUGAGCCACGGGCGCAUCCCCAGCCUGCUCUUGGAGGCCGCCAAGGCCAACGUCCGCAGGCAGCGCAAGAAGAUCCGGGCCAAGAUGCUGGGCACGGCCGAGGAGCCCCUCAGCAGUGAGGAGGAAGAGGAGGAGGAAGAGGAGGAGGAAGGAGAGUGGCCGGCAGGGACCCCCGGCUCCUCCGACUGCGUGGACAGCCGCCUCCCUGGAUCCACAAUCAAGAGCUUCUUUGGGCAGUGGUACCGCCGAGGGAGCAAGGCCAGCCCCCCGGACGCCUGGGAGAUUGUGGACCCCCAAGAGCUGGGCCUCCCCCAAGGAGAGGAGCGGGAGGGGGGGCCGGGAGGACCCCCAGCCCCCCCUUGACCCCCCCCCCAAAGGAGGGACUCCGUUUCCGCUUCGGACGGACUUUGCGUUCAGCGAGCGCCCCGGUUUUAUACAAACCCCUUCCCUGCGAGUCUGGAAAUCUGAUGUAUGGUAGCCAAAAAUCAUGACCUAUCUCUGGGGCUUCCCUCUUUCUUUCUUUCUUUCUUUCUUCCCCCCUUUCUGUCUUUCUUUUGGGCUGCCCCCAAACCCAAUGCAAAAGAAGGAAAGCCAAGCACUUUGUUGUCUACACAAUAAAUCCAACUGAAUCGGGGAAGGCC
This is a messenger RNA of Anolis sagrei ordinatus, 1452 nucleotides long. RefSeq names its product Rab interacting lysosomal protein (gene RILP). Gene Ontology annotation, cellular component: lysosome; cytoplasm; ciliary basal body. Gene Ontology annotation, molecular function: dynein light intermediate chain binding; small GTPase binding; protein dimerization activity. NCBI's taxonomy places the organism in Eukaryota, Metazoa, Chordata, Lepidosauria, Squamata, Anolidae. The record is from RefSeq and is a predicted model, not a curated record. Gene Ontology annotation, biological process: cilium assembly; early endosome to late endosome transport.